Phytophthora nicotianae INRA-310 is the source of this 1440-nucleotide messenger RNA. RefSeq lists its product as hypothetical. NCBI's taxonomy places the organism in Eukaryota, Oomycota, Peronosporomycetes, Peronosporales, Peronosporaceae. The coding region runs from base 1 to 1440 and encodes 479 amino acids. The transcript has a single exon. The record is from RefSeq and is a predicted model, not a curated record.
AUGGCUGGACGUGAAGACAGCACACGUGGAAAAGGACGCGGUCGGAAGGGUCGCAACCCCGGGUUACGCCAGUCGCUGCGUGCUCAGGGGUUGCUGCCGGAGGAGCAACCGUCCCUGGAGGAAGUAGAGAAGGCUGCCCGGGAACGGAAUACUGCGAAGCGAAAGGCAGCCGCUGAGAAGAAGGAGAAGGAGUCGUCGGGAGCUCAAGAUCGAGACACCCCGGAUUCCGACGUCCCGAAUGCGCACCAUGCAGUUCCGGAUGCCGUCGCCCCGGAUGUCGAAGAGAAGACCCCGAGUGACUCCGCGAGGAGCUCACACUCAAAUGCGAGUGUGGAGUUCGUGGGUGUGUCCGCCCCGGAUGUACCCACACAGGCGUCAGUGGGAGGCGCCGUCAAGGUUAAGUGCCCGGCUGAAGGUGGUCCUUCGGGAUCCCUGAAGCCGAGAUCGGACGUGAUCGUCUUGGAUGACUCGGAAGGUGAAGCUGAGGUUUCGCCCAAAAUGGUCGCACCGGAUGUCACGCCGACGAUCAAGGAGGAGGGGCCGUUGUCGACGGUUAAGGAGGAAGCAGCUCAGGGGGACACCAUCGAGCCUUCGAGUUUGCAACCCGAAUUGCAGUCGACCAGGCAGGUCCUUCCAGCAAGUGGCCCAAGUUCGCUUGGAACCCCGCCGUCACCGACAUCCCGAAUGACGGAUGCCAUUGACUUGACGGCGGAUGAAGAUCUGGACGGGCGUGUACCCUGGAAUUCCGAAGUGUCAUCCAGGAUGUACGUCGAGGAACAAGUCCGACGCUGGGAGCGUGCGCAGUCCGAGUACGUGUCGUCUCCGACGGUGCGUUACGAGUGGCCGAGCCCUGGACCCAACUUCCAGGCUUGGUACGUCACGGCAAACGCGACCUCCGAGUACAUUGCAACCCGGAUGUCGAUGGCCCGCCCGAGCGACGUUUGGAUUUCUGAGUGGAACCUGGUGCGGUUGUCCCCGAAUGCCGUUGACGAUGACCUGUUCGCCCUGAGUGUCGAGAUGGACACGCUGUCCGCGGUCGAGUGCGUUGCGCUCCUGCAGACACUGUUCUUCGAGGCCGGUUUCAGGUUUCGCAACCUGAUUCCAGGAUGGUCUCAGACUCGGACGUCCAGAUUGAACCCGGAAGUGGUGUUGGGAGUCGCUCAGGACCUUCAACGCUUGCUCGCUCUGGAACUCCUGAAUUGGCGUGACAUUUCUUCAGAGGUUCCAUCGCAAAUUGUUCUUGCACCUGGACUGAACGUUCCGAAACUCGAUGCUGAGGAAGCCAAUGCGGAAGACAUCACGGCUGAAGACCGGGAAGGUGAUCUAUUAAUGUCUGAUUACCAGGCCGGCGUCCUUGGCCCUGAAUGUCUGCGGCGUCUGGAAGGCAUUGCCGGACUGUUCCGAGCCCUGUUGGUUCGUCGCUUGGAGAACCGGACUUGA